Messenger RNA from Scomber japonicus (chub mackerel), 660 nucleotides. RefSeq names its product leukemia NUP98 fusion partner 1 (gene lnp1). The transcript has 4 exons. NCBI's taxonomy places the organism in Eukaryota, Metazoa, Chordata, Actinopteri, Scombriformes, Scombridae. The record is from RefSeq and is a predicted model, not a curated record. The coding region runs from base 1 to 660 and encodes 219 amino acids.
AUGGACAAUGAUGAUGACGAUGAUGGCAACUUCACAAAAUGGAUGAGUAGUUACUGGGGCCAUGGAGCAGAAUCUGGGCACUCCAGAGAAAGAAAACGCAGUUUCAGAAGACCUGCAAAAGGACAAGCUGAUCGAAGAGGAUCGCUUCCAACUGUGUCACAAUUAGAUGCCAUGAAGUUGAACCGGCUCCACGCAGCAGCGAUGGCACCCACCCCCAGCCACAUUAAAACAAGAGAGGAGAAAGGGGAAAUGAGGCCCCACCAGAGAGCUCGUCGUUCCUCCUCGGACGACAACAGCCGUCCCAAGUCGGCCAUCCCCGAGAACCGCAUCACCACAAUCCCAGAGCUCGCAGAGUCCUUUGAGAGGAGACUUUACCUCCGUGAUAAGAGGGCUGAUGAUGACAAGCUGUGCCUGAUCUGUCAUGAGGACAUGCGUAAGAAUGGAGGGACAGUUCAAGAGCUGCACUGUACACACCGCUUCCACAAAGAGGCGGCUCGGAGGUUAGACCAGUGUCGGCCCAGCAGCAGCAGCAGCGAAGCAGCCGAUUGUCGGGCGAAGAGACCCUCAGGUGGGAGGAGGAUGUCGGCAGAUGGACCCAUCUCCAUGGAGAAGGAGCAGCACUCACUCCGUCGUCAACUCUCCCUGCGGAGACAUCGCUGA